Messenger RNA from Micromonas commoda, 976 nucleotides. RefSeq lists its product with no specific name. Lineage: Eukaryota; Viridiplantae; Chlorophyta; Mamiellophyceae; Mamiellales; Mamiellaceae. The transcript is spliced from 2 exons. The record is from RefSeq and is a predicted model, not a curated record. Bases 84 to 290 code for a protein of 68 amino acids.
CCCGGCCGCCGCCCGAAAGCGACGGCCCCGAACUCUCAGAACACUCCUCGAGCGUCGCUCAUUUUUUCCCCCCGUCGCGAGACAUGACCAUCGGCAACGUCCUCGUCCGCAACCACCAGGUGCUGGCGAAAGCCUGCCUGGGAGGCGGGUUCGCGUACGGCUUCCUCUACACGAACUCGACUGGAAGCUCUCCCAUCCGAGACGCCGCGCAGGCUACCGGCUUGGAGAGCCCCACGGCGUCGCACACGCAGCAGACGACGUUCUCCAUCCGCGCUCCGGGUCACCACUGACCACUCCCGCGGGUGAAGAGGCGCAGCGCGAGGUUAAGGGAGACGACGGAGGCCGUCGCCGUCGAGAGCGUCGAGCACACAGCUGGCGCUCUGGAAGGGUCUCCGAUUCGAUGACUCACGCAGACUUCAUCUUGCUUUUCGAGUCAGAACCACGCUGGUAAGAUCGUCGCGGUUGGGAUGGGUGGGGGGGAUAAAACACAGGGGAACGGCCGCCGCGCGCGCGACCCGGAUGCUCUCGAACGGGAACGUGGUUCGAUGGAUGCCCCGGGAAGUCGACGACGCGCGCCACCGCCGUUGUAGCACACACGAGGACGCCGGAGAAGACCGCCCGCGAGGGCGGUCCGAAGCGGGGCGACUAAACGAAUGAGCCUUUGCCCAUCGAGGCGAGGCGUUGAGGGAACGAGGGACGACUUCGCGCUACUUGGGGAGUGCACCCUCGAAUCGUUGCUUUUGGAUUUUUGUUGUUCUUUUACCUGUCUGUAGAAGUAGGGCGCCGAACGGGCCGUUCCAUCCGCCGCCGAAGGUCGACGCCGCCGAGAGAUUCAACGAAAAAAGUCGGUUGAAGCCGGGCGGGAGAGUUUCGACGGCGGCUGAGCGGAUAGCGUCGAGCGCCCACGCACCGGAAGAAGCGUUGUAUCAAUACCAUCGAACGAACGAACGUUUGGACGCGCAGUAAAUAACGGAAA